UAAUAAGAUAAUAAGAAUCGGAAAAAUGAGAUAAUUUAUAUCAAAAAAUCCAGCUACAAAAUAAGUAUUAGGGGAAUUCAAAUUUUUAAAUGAUUAGGAAUUAAAUUAGGUGAUAUAAUAAUCAAAGGAAGGAUAUUAAGUAAACAAGAAUAGUAAUUAUUAAACGAGAUCAGAUAAAUUAUUGAAGUAAAAAUAGUAAUAUAAAUAGACUGGCUGAUUUAUUAGGUUAGAAUUAAGAAAAGUAUGCUAAAUUAAUAUCUUAUGAGAUAGGGAAACCAAUAACAUAAUCAAUAGGAGAAGUAAAGAAAUCAUAGAACUAUUGUAAAUAUUAUGCUGAAAAUAUAAAUAAAUAUUUACAACCUUAGAGAGUAAAAACAGAGGCUAAGAAUAGUUAUGUUUAAUAUAGUCCUAUAGGUACAAUAUAUUCAAUAUCACCUUUUAAUUUUCCUUUUUGGUUAUGUAUGAUAAUUGAUAGAUUGAUUAGGUUUUAAGCCAAUAAUACCAAUGUUAGUAUUAGGUAAUGCAGUAAUUCAUAGACCUUCUGAUUCAACAGGACUUUGUGGAUUAGCAUUAUAAGAGUUAUUUACAUCAGCUGGAUUUGAUGGGAAUAUCUUUUAGAAUGCAUUUACAACAGGAUAAUAAUUAGAAUAAGUGAUGGGACAUCCUUAGAUUUAAGGUGUAUCAUUUACAGGAUCUAGUAGUGCAGGUUCAAUAAUAGGAGCAACAGCUGGUAAAUAUUUAAAAAGAAGUGUAUUGGAAUUAGGAGGAUCAGAUCCAUUUUGUGUAUUAUAAAAUGCAAAUGUUGAAUUAGCAGUACAAUUAGCUUUAAAAUCAAGAGUAGCAAAUUGUGGAUAGGUAUGUUUUUCAGCAAAGAGAUUCAUAGUUCAUUUUUAAUAUUAUGAUAUUUUUAAAGAGAAAUUAAUUCAAGGCUUAUAGAAAUUGAAAAUAGGUGAUCCAUUAUAAGAGAAUACAGAUUUAGGACCUAUGGCAAGAGAAGAUUUAAUAAUUAAUAUAUUAAACUAAAUAAAUAGAGGCGUAGAUGAAGGAGCAAAAGUACUUUAUGGAGGAAAAAGAUUAAAGGAAAAUGAAAAUUAUAUCAUCCCAACAGUAGUAGAAGUUGAAGAAGGCAAUGUAUUGGCUAAAGAAGAAACAUUUGGACCAUUGUUCACUUUAAUUAAAGCUAAUAGUAAUGAUGAAAUAUUGAACAUUGCAAAUAACACAUCUUUUGGAUUAGGUGCAGUUGUAGUCAGCAAUGAUAAAAAAGAAAUUGAAUUAUUUGUUAAUAAUUUAGAUGCAGGAAUGGUCUUUGUAAAUGAAGUAGUUAAAUCAGAUUAAAGAUUACCAUCUGGAGGAGUUAAAGGAUCUGGUUAUGGAAGAGAAUGUGGAGAAUGGGGAGUAUAAAACUUUGCAAAUAUUAAGACAGUAUGGAUUGAAUGAAU
Messenger RNA from Paramecium sonneborni, 1439 nucleotides. The record is from the annotation of a GenBank genome assembly. Lineage: Eukaryota; Ciliophora; Oligohymenophorea; Peniculida; Parameciidae.